CAAGUAGUAAUAAUAAUGAGUUAUUCGACAGACUUGUUGGAUGGCUUUGACAACCUUUACAAGAGGACUGAGGGUGUCCUCAAGUGUAACUUGGAAAUGUCCAACUUUUUCAAGAAGUUAUCCGCUCUCGAAGCAGAGUACUCAAAGGCCAUGCUCAAACUGGUCAAGUCAACUGGUCAGAAGAAGCUAAUGUCUAAUCCAUUCUUGGAUGGAUCACUCAAAGAGGCAUGGAGAAUAUCAUUGAAUGAGAUGGAAGUUGUUGGAAAUCAGCAUGCUACGUUCUCCAAUGCGAGCAAUGAGUUGUCCAACUCAAUCGAAAAGAUGGUCAAGGACAAGGAGAAUCAUAGGAAGAAGCUGACAGCGGAUGGCCAGAAGUUGACCAAGGAUAUGAAGACACAAUUGGAUUUGUUGACAAAGGCAAAGAUGAACUAUCAUAAGUUGUCAAAGGAGGCAGAGUUGGCACAGACUACAUUGACAAAGGGUCAGGCCGAUCCAAAGAUGAAGCAGGACAAGGUCAGUCAGCUGAGUGUCAAGGCCACACAGGCAUCGGAGAAGGCCAAUCAGGCCGACCAGGAGUACAGAGAGUGUCUGUCCGUCACAAACAGCAAGCAGAACGAUUACUACGCCAAUGAAAUGCCGUUGCUGCUCAAGGAAUUCCAGACAUUCGAGGAGGAUCGCAUCAUGAACACAAAGGAGACAAUGACCAGGCUGGCCAUGUCCGUCAAGGAGAUUCCACCCAUCGUGUCACACGCCGCUGACGGUGUGCAGCAGGCUGCCGAACAGAUAGACAAGGAUCAGGACAUCAGACAAUGGGUCGCAGAGAACAAGACCAACAUCACUCCUCCAGGUCCCAUCGACUAUCAUCCAUUCGAGGGUGAGCCUCAGUCCUCUGCCUCACCAUCCAACCUCAGAGUUGGAACAUAUAAAGCACCUGUAACACAAUCAAAGGAAUGGGGACUGACUCCAAGAGACUCAUCAUUGUCUCAGGAGCAGAAGAUCCAGAAGUUGGAGUCACAGAUGACAGAGAUAUCAAACACGAUCAAACUGGAGAUUCAGGCGAGAGCUGGAAUUGAGAAGUUGAUCCAGUUCUAUCAUAAUGAUCCAAAGGAGCAGAAGAAGGCAGAGAACGAGCUGGGAGAGGCAGACAAGAAGAUCAAUAUGCUGAAGGACAAUCAGAGAAUGAUCUCUGGACAACUGGAGGAGUUUGGCCGCGCGUCGUCUGGCGGCGGCGAAUGGAACGGCUCGGGCGGCGCCACCGGCAGUGUAAAGGUGGUGCGUGUCCGCGGCAUGUACGACUACGAGGCAUCGUGUGACACCGAACUCAGCUUCAAGGAGGGCGACAUCCUGACGGUGUCCGAGCAGGACUCGAGUGGAUGGUGGUUCGCCGAGUUGAACGGUGCCACUGGCUUUGUCCCUCAGAACUAUGUCGAGGAGAUAAGG
Acytostelium subglobosum LB1 is the source of this 1440-nucleotide messenger RNA. RefSeq lists its product as hypothetical. Gene Ontology annotation, biological process: vesicle organization; clathrin-dependent endocytosis; actin filament polymerization. The transcript has 4 exons. The annotation marks the transcript as partial. Lineage: Eukaryota; Evosea; Eumycetozoa; Acytosteliales; Acytosteliaceae. Gene Ontology annotation, molecular function: microtubule binding; phosphatidylinositol binding. The record is from RefSeq and is a predicted model, not a curated record. Gene Ontology annotation, cellular component: vesicle; plasma membrane; cytoplasm.